AUGUCGCUGGCAAACAAACUGUCGAUUGAGGACGUCGAUCUCCAGGGCAAGCGUGUCCUGAUCCGCGUUGACUUCAACGUGCCUCUCGACGCUGACAAGAAGGUCACAAACAACCAGCGCAUUGUUGGCGCCCUUCCGACCAUUAAGUACGCCAUUGAGCAUGGCGCUAAGGCUGUUAUCCUCAUGUCUCACCUCGGCCGCCCCAAUGGCAAUCCGAACCCCAAGUACUCCCUGAAGCCGGUCGUCCCUGAGCUCGAGAAGCUCCUGGGUAAGAGCGUCACCUUUGCUCCGGAUUGCGUUGGGCCCGAGGUUGAGGAGAUCGUCAACAAGGCCGAUAACGGUGAUGUUGUUCUGCUCGAGAACUUGCGCUUCCACAUCGAGGAGGAAGGCAAGGGCACUGAUGCCGAGGGCAACAAAAUUAAGGCGGAUAAGGCCAAGGUUGAGGAGUUCCGCAAGGGGUUGACCAAGCUGGGUGAUGUCUAUAUCAACGAUGCCUUCGGUACUGCGCAUCGCGCCCACUCUUCAAUGGUCGGCGUCGACCUCCCGCAGAAAGCUGCUGGCUUCCUCAUGAAGAAGGAGCUCGACUACUUCGCUAAGGCGCUCGAGAACCCCAAGCGGCCAUUCCUGGCCAUCCUGGGCGGUGCCAAGGUGUCUGACAAGAUCCAGCUGAUCGAUAACCUGCUGGACAAGGUCAACACACUCAUCAUUUGCGGUGGCAUGGCCUUCACUUUCAAGAAGACCCUGUACGGUGUCUCGAUUGGCAACUCGCUCUUCGACGAGGAGGGCUCCAAGACUGUUGCCGAUUUGAUGAAGAAGGCCGAGAAAAACAACGUGAAGGUUGUGUUGCCGGUUGACUACAUCACUGCUGACAAGUUUGACAAGGACGCCAACACCAGUACGGCUACUGAUGCCACCGGCAUUCCUGAUGGCUGGAUGGGUCUCGACUGCGGUGAGGAGUCCGUCAAGCUCUACAAGGCUGCCAUUGAGGAGGCCGAGACCAUUGUCUGGAAUGGCCCUGCUGGUGUUUUUGAGUUCGACAAGUUCGCCUCGGGCACCAAGGCCACCCUUGAUGCGGCUGUCGCUGCCGCCCAGAACGGCAAGAUCGUCAUCAUUGGCGGUGGUGAUACCGCUACUGUUGCAGCGAAGUACGGCGUCGAGGACAAGCUCAGCCACGUCUCGACUGGCGGUGGUGCCAGCUUGGAGCUGCUCGAGGGCAAGGCUCUGCCUGGUGUUGUUGCGCUGAGCGAGCGGAACUAA
This is a messenger RNA of Thermochaetoides thermophila DSM 1495, 1257 nucleotides long. RefSeq names its product phosphoglycerate kinase-like protein. Lineage: Eukaryota; Fungi; Ascomycota; Sordariomycetes; Sordariales; Chaetomiaceae. The coding region runs from base 1 to 1257 and encodes 418 amino acids. Gene Ontology annotation, biological process: gluconeogenesis; glycolytic process. Gene Ontology annotation, molecular function: phosphoglycerate kinase activity; ADP binding; ATP binding. Gene Ontology annotation, cellular component: cytosol. The transcript is spliced from 3 exons. The record is from RefSeq and is a predicted model, not a curated record.